Lachnellula hyalina is the source of this 1554-nucleotide messenger RNA. RefSeq names its product EGF domain-specific O-linked N-acetylglucosamine transferase (gene Eogt). The coding region runs from base 1 to 1554 and encodes 517 amino acids. The record is from RefSeq and is a predicted model, not a curated record. Gene Ontology annotation, cellular component: endoplasmic reticulum lumen. Lineage: Eukaryota; Fungi; Ascomycota; Leotiomycetes; Helotiales; Lachnaceae. Gene Ontology annotation, molecular function: protein N-acetylglucosaminyltransferase activity. The transcript has a single exon.
AUGUUCGGGUCGCGCCCACUCCGUAUCUGGGGCUCUGUGCUCUGCUACUUUAUUAUCGCCCUUUUUAUCGUCGGUUAUUUCCGGCCGUACGAGUAUUCCACCAGCGGCGACACUUCGCCAUUGCAUGGCAUUUUUGGUGAAACUCCCAAAGAAUCACAGCAACAGUCACCAAAGACACCCGAAUCGACGCUCGCAGUAGCAUACCCUAUCGAUUACCUGCCCUCCCCGAAAGACGAAGAAGAAUGCGAGCGUUUAUAUAGCCACCGCUACCUAGAUUACCCCGCCACACAUCAUAUACCAUACUGCGAAGAUGGCUCGCAAUCGUCACUCGAGUGCUUUCGCACCCAUAGGAAUGAGUCUCUGUGCCUCGCAAAGCGAUUGCUCAUAGACCAGACACGCACCGAGCCCAACCACCAUACGGCAAUGCAAUGCCAUUUGCGGAAUUUCACCGUGGAGGCCAAAGCCGAUACAUCCGCGGCAAAGUCAUUGCACGGCGUCCUGGAUGUUGAUAGCAUGCCUGUGGGUUUCUUUGACACUGGCGUUCCCGCGCAGAUUAAAUCUUGGGAUUUGGAUACAUCAGACGAGGUUAUAGCCGAGAAAUGCGGGCCCGGAAAACCGGACGGAAAGUGGACUUUGCUGGUGAAAAGGGAAAAUCACAACAACAUCUUCCAUAAACUAUUGGAAUUAUGGCAAGCAAUAGUCAGUCUAGAUAUUUUGCAAAUGGCAAUCGAUCCUUCGACGCGGGAGCCAUAUCUCCACCAGUCUGACUUAGCGAAUAUGCACGUCGUCUUUACAGAUGGUGACGCAGGUCUUGAUGAUGGCUUGGAUGGCUGGUGGGAUAUGGUUACUGGAAAGAAACCCGUUCUACUGAAAUAUAUGCAGCCGGUAUGCCUUGACAAGGUGGUUUUACCACUCGCGGGGUCGUAUUCUCCUUUUUGGGCAUGGCACUGGGUAGAGAAAGACUGCCACGACACAUUUCUCUUGAAUGCGUUUCUGAAGCGCAUUUACCGCUUUCUAGAUAUCGAGCCAAAGAAGCACGGUGGUGAAGAGACGACUAUAGUGACGAUAGUUAAUCGCAAAGAGAGAAGAAAGUUGCGGAAUAUUGAUGCUCUUAUAGCCAGCGCACAAGCAAGGUGGCCAAAAGUGGUUUUCCAGAAGGUAGACUUCGGAUCAAUCUCCCUCAAGGAGCAAGUAAUCGUUGCCCGCAAUACGUCAGUGUUUGUCGGCUUGACUGGAGCCGCCAUGACACAUAUACUAUGGCUCCCAGAGGAGUCAAGCGUGGCCGAAAUCCAGGCACCUAAUAAGAGGUUGCCUGAAGCGCAGCCCUACGCGGGUUUCCGGAAUCUGGCAAAGAUGAGAAACAUGCACUACUUUACAGCACAUCCGGAAAGGAGAGAGGAGGAUCCAGGUAAUGGGAAUGAGUGGCAGACUGGCGAGUGGGUUGAUAUCAAGCCAGAGGUCUUUCAGACGCUUCUUGAUGCUGCUAUCUAUGCCCAGCUUCAUAAAGGCUCGAGCCCGGGUGAGGUGUUACCGGUUGCCAAAAUACCCGAAUGA